Acyrthosiphon pisum (pea aphid) is the source of this 1453-nucleotide messenger RNA. RefSeq lists its product as uncharacterized. The record is from RefSeq and is marked predicted. Lineage: Eukaryota; Metazoa; Arthropoda; Insecta; Hemiptera; Aphididae.
GUGUGUUGCUCAAGCAACACAUCCACCAUAGGAUAGCCGUCACUGGUUAUUCCACGAUUAAAGAUAGUAGCUAUAGUAUCCGUGGGUUAUACAUAUCUGUGUAUUUGAUAAUGUCACAAAUAAUAUCAUGUAAUCAUUUGAGAAUUCAAUUAUUUCCUUCAUGCUUGUCCACAACAGUUUCUAUCUCUCUCCUCAAAGUCGAUUUCAUGAUUUCUCUGUGCAGUCCAUAUUUUAUUAAUAUGUCUAUGGUAUAGCCCGAUGUACAAACAUUUACCAUUGUCUAUUCUAUCUAAAGCCCACGGGGCUAUACUAUCUUUGAUCGUGUUAAAACCGUAGCCCGCAGUCAUCACUUAUUAAACAACAUCACGACAGUCCACCUUAUGAUCUGUCGAAUGAGUGUAACAUGACGUCAUGACCCACUGCUUCUAUCAGCAAUCGUGAAAUUUUGUUUCCAUAACAAAACAAACCAUUCUGAAACGCUGGAUAACUGCAUUGGGUAUAUGUUGGAAUAUGUACAGUUAAUAUAAUUUAUCAAUCAAUGCUAUUAUAAUAACCAUAUUUAUAUUCCUACUCAAACACUCAGUCAAUUACUAUUGAUAUUGAUUUAGACCAAACAGUUAAUUAUCCCUUUAAAAUGAAUACUAAUGCAUAUCCCAAGAAAAGAAAUAUGCGCAAGAGAAUUAGUAAUCCAAUACCAAAAGGAUGGUCCAAUACCAACAAGCUUGGAGAAGAUAUAAUAAAUCUAGAACUAGAUGACAAAAGCAUCAUUUCUAAAGCUUUGCUAAAAACUAUUAAAUCAGAAGAACUAAUGAAUAAAAAACUUAUUGCAAAUCUUAAUUAUUUGGCGGCUCACGAACGGGUCCGUCAAGCUAUUUAUUUAAAACAUUUAGAACUUAAAGAAAAAGUUCUUGAAACAGAAGAGAAAUUAUUGAAGCUUGGUUUAAAAACAUCAACAUUUUCAGCAUUCCGUAUUACAGAAAGAGAUAGAACUCCAGACACUGAAGUUAUGGAAAAUCUUAGAUUUGAAAAAUUAUUAGAAUUGGAAACGCCAAAAGAUAAUACAAAUUUUCAUGAAAUAUUCCAACAAGUUAAUGUUUCUUACCUAAGAACACUUAAUUAUGCAAACACUAAAUAUAAGUCACAAUGAUGAGGCCUGGUUUUUCAGUCAUAUUUAACUGCUAGUUAGAGACAUUUAACUACCAGUUAAAUUUAACAGAGAGUUAACUGAAACUUUUCAGUUUAUCAGUUAAUGGUUAAAUAUAACUGUAGGAUAAAGUGUUGGUUAAGUUAUCUAUUACUUUUUCUACUAGUUAAACGCUUAACUGAAGGAUUAAAACUUAGAGUUUAUAUAUUAUUAUAUAAUACCAUAAAUAAUAAAUUACCUCGUCAUUAUACGAUUGUAUUGUACUACUUUGGUUCAAAAUAUAUACAUUUUAUAUUUACCUGACCUACA